Messenger RNA from Glarea lozoyensis ATCC 20868, 1755 nucleotides. RefSeq lists its product as uncharacterized. Bases 1 to 1755 code for a protein of 584 amino acids. NCBI's taxonomy places the organism in Eukaryota, Fungi, Ascomycota, Leotiomycetes, Helotiales, Helotiaceae. The record is from RefSeq and is a predicted model, not a curated record. The transcript has a single exon.
AUGGCUAAUCCUCUAUACUCACGUCUGGAUACUUCUCGACGCGAGGUUCGCUUGCUGGUCCUUGAGCCAGGGGCCAGCGAAGGCAACGUCAAAUGCAAGCUCAUAACCAGAUCGCUGGACGAUAAUCCGACUUACGAGGCACUUUCGUACACAUGGGGCGAAACGCAAUUCAAUCAAUCUAUUCUUCUAAACGGACAUCCUACUACGAUCUCGGGAAAUCUUGAGUCCUUCCUUUGGACGAUAAGCCAUGAGCGGGAGGAAAAAGUUAUAUGGGUAGACCAGAUUUGUAUCAAUCAAUCUGAUAUUGUGGAGCGUGGUCAGCAAGUUCAAUUAAUGCGGGACAUCUACGAAAAGGCGGAAGGGCUUCUUAUAUGGCUUGGAUUGCCUGACGAUGAUUCAGACAUGGCUCUUGAACUCAUCAUAGCUCUCAGUAAGCUUGAGCAGAAUCUACUCGAAGUCCCAACUAUUCUAGCAGUUGCGCAGACCCCUGAGAUGCUACCGUACUAUCAAGCUCUGCAGAAGUUUCUUGGUCGUUCUUGGUUCAAACGCACAUGGAUAGUUCAGGAACUGGCCCUGUCACAGCAUGAGAUUAUGGUAAUCUGUGGGGAACGGUGGCUUCCAUGGUUCACUAUUGCUCGAGCCGCUGAAAACCUUGAACAUCAUCGUUUGAUGUGGUUCAGUGGUAAUACGCUAUUCUAUACGAUUAAUAUAGCAUCUGUUACGUCGCUACAAAUGCUUCAUCGCCAUCCGGAGAACAAUCGUCUACAUCAGCCUCGUCCGACGCUUUUUGAUCUUUGUUGGAUGCUCAGAGCUUUUCAAGCUACAGAUCCCCGUGACAAGAUCUUCGGGUUCAUGGGAUUAGCUACGGAUUUGAAGCGAAGUAGCUCGUUCUUUCCCGACUAUACAAAAGCAGUGGUACAAACGUACCUGGAAUUUGUGAGAUUUUUAAUAACGGAAAAUAAAAGCUUGGAGUUUCUUCGUGUUGCAAGUCGUGCAACUGAUUCGGAUUUUCCUUCAUGGGCACCCGACUGGAGAGACUCCUUGUCCAGAUCAGUUACUCGACCAGGUUAUGACUCCAGAGUUCCCAAGUUUUCGGCUACAGGCGUGUCGAUACCAGAUGCUCGCUUAUCCGACGACCUCAAGACUCUUAUAGUCCACGGAUAUGCCGUUCAAAGUAUUGAGCUGUUGGGGGAUGUUCUACAUCAUGCCCGUUCCGCUCCAACACUUGAAAAAGACACCAUAGUUGCCGUACUUCGAAGCUGGGAAGAUCUCGCCACAGAGGUGAUUCUCGAUCCUUACCCAAAUGGACAAAGCCGACUUGAAGCAUUCUGGCGGACAUUACUGGGUAAUUCAGACGUCGACGCUCAAGAUAUUCCCACCUCGAAUCCCUCGCUGGAUUACGCACUAAUGCUUGAACGCUACAUAGAUAAGGCCGGUGACUUUGUCGAUAUGCCGAACCGUGACGACUUAAUCGGUAAAUAUGCACGUCCGUUUACUGUUCCAAUGAUCAGAGCUACAUAUGAGCAACGCUAUUUCGUUACCAACCGAGGGUACAUGGGUUUCUGUCCUAUUUAUUCUCGGGUUGGAGAUUUGAUCUGUUUGUUGCCUGGAACAAGUGUUCCUAUUAUACUGAGAAAGAUCCAAGAUCAUUACGUUUUGGUCGGGGAAUGCUACUGUCAUGGCAUGAUGAAGGGCGAGAUAUUUAAUACCUUGGGAGAGGACAAUGUUGAAGAGCAAGUGUUUAAUGUUAUAUAA